UCCCUCCGUCUCUCUCUCUCUGUCAGUGAUCUUCAGCUCAGCUCGGAGUCAUGAGGAGGCGCUGCAGAGUGUGAAGAUGGCCAACGCCGUGGCUUCCUACGACCAGCUGGCCCACCAGGUGGAGGCGCUCCGUAAGGAGAACUCCCACCUGAGGAGGGAGCUGGAGGACAACUCCAACCACCUGUCCAAACUGGAGACAGAGACCACCGGCAUGAAGGAGGUGCUGAGGCAGCUGCAGAGUAAACUGGAGCAGGAGGCAGGAACUCUGGCCUCGUCCGGGCGGAGCGACGUGCUGCACCAACUCAAAGAGCUCCACAUGGACCUCACCAACUACUACGAACUCAAGCACCAACCUCACAACCUGAGACUGCUGUCGGGGAGCCUGGGAGGGGCGGGGCUAACAGGUGUUGCAGGGGCGGGGUCGGCCGGGGUCGGAGGGGCGGAGCUAGAUGACCGCUUGGCUCUGCCUCCUUCCUCCUGCUCCUCCUCUGCGGCGACGGUAAGCAGAGCCAGGAGUCCGCUCAGAGCGUCGUCCCGUCUGAGCUCAGCAUCCGGUGUGGAAUCUGCCGCCGUCAUGCUGCCGCAUCACUUCCUGGACGGGGCCCCACCCAAAACAGCUGUGAUCAGUGGAGCCGAUGGACGAAUGAGCGACCACCACCUGGAGGAGCUGUACAAGGAGAGAAACCUCCUGUUGGGGGAGAUCGACCGUGAGGAGAGGGAGCGCUGCUGGUACUUCAGCCAGCUGGAGGCGCUGUCACAAAGACUGGCUCAACUGCCUCGCAUCGACACGUUUUCUCUGCAGAUGGAUCUGAUCCGGCAGCAGCUGGAGUUUGAAGCACAGCAGGUUCGGUCUGUGAUGGAGGAACGUUUUGGCACUAGUGAUGAGAUGGUUCAGAGGACGCAGAUGCGUGUUGCUCGUCUGGAGCAGCUGGAGAAAGAGCUGCAGGAGGCCCGAGGGAGUCAAGAGACCCAGCUACAGCUGUCUGGAGCCGAGAAGCCUCCUGCUGGAGAACCAGACAACAACUCGUCAUCGGCUGCUGCAGCAGGAACAGACGCCACUGCAGACGGAGGCAGCAAGGUGGAGAUGGUGUUCUGGCUGCUCUCCAUGCUCGCUAACAGAGAUAAGGAGGAGAUGUCUCGGACUCUGCUGGCUCUGUCCAGCUCUCAGGACAGCUGCAUCGCUAUGAGGAAGUCUGGCUGCGUCCCCCUGCUGGUCCAGAUCCUGCACGAACCUCCGAGCAGCGGUGGCCCUGGGGAGACGGCGGCGAGCGGUACAACAACCGGCUGCAGCAGAGAGGCCAAAUCUAGAGCCAGCGCCGCCCUCCACAACAUCAUCUACUCCCAGCAGGACGAGGGCCAGGCCCGCCGGGAGAUGAGGGUGCUGCACAUGCUGGAGCAGAUCCGAACCUACUGCGACAGCGGCUGGGACUGGAUCGAGAGCCACGCCGGGACACCGUCACCCGGGGGAUCCAAAACUACCGACAUCCCUGAACCUGUGGACCCUCAGAUCUGUCAGGCCAUGUGCGCCAUCAUGAAGCUUUCCUUUGAAGAAGAGUACCGACGUGCCAUGAAUGAAUUAGGUGGUCUGCAGGUGGUGGCUGAUCUGAUCCACCUGGACCAGGACAUGUACGGCAUGCAGAACGACCCCAUCAACAUGGCUCUGCGCCGCUACGCAGGGAUGGCUGUGACUAACCUCACCUUUGGAGAUGUCGUCAACAAGGCCACCCUGUGCUCAAAGAAGAGCUGUCUGCAGGCUCUGGUGGCUCAGCUGGCUUCCGACAGUGAGGAGCUCCAUCAGGUGGUCUCCAGUAUCUUGAGGAAUCUGUCUUGGAGAGCAGACAUCAGCAGCAAGAGAGUCCUCCGAGACAUCGGCUGUGUGUCUGCACUGAUGACCUGCGCCCUGCAGGCCACCAAGGAGUCAACCUUGAAGAGUCUCCUGAGUGCUCUGUGGAAUCUGUCAGCACACAGCAUCGACAACAAAGUGGCGAUCUGCUCGGUGGACGGCGCUCUGGGCUUCCUGGUCAGCACUCUGACAUACCGAUGUCAAACCAACUCGCUCGCCAUCAUCGAGAGCGGCGGGGGAAUCCUUCGAAACGUGUCGAGUCUGGUCGCCACACGUGAAGACUAUAGGCAAAUCCUCAGGGACCACAACUGCCUCCAAACUCUUCUGCAGCACCUGCGCUCCCACAGCCUGACUAUAGUGAGCAACGCCUGUGGGACUCUCUGGAAUCUUUCUGCCCGAAGUCCCAAAGACCAGGAACUGCUGUGGGACCUCGGAGCGGUUAGCAUGCUGCGCAACCUUAUCCACUCCAAGCACAAGAUGAUUGCCAUGGGCAGCGCCGCAGCUUUAAGGAAUCUCCUCACCAAUCGACCCCUGAAAUAUAAGGAUGCUGCAGUUGUAUCCCCUGGCUCCUGCAUGCCCUCACUCUACAUGAGGAAACAGAAGGCUCUGGAGGCGGAGCUGGAUGCAAAACACCUUGCGGAAACUUUUGAUACCCUUGAGAAACAGAGCCCCAAGCACCUGACCCUUAACAAGCCACUACGGCACAUUGAGAGUCUGGCAAAGGAUUAUGCAUCUGACUCUGGUUGUUUUGAUGAUGACGAGGCCCCCAACGUCUCCAGUAGCCUGGACACUGGGAGCUUCUCUAUGCUGUCCAUGUUCCUUACCAACUCUAACUUCCUGCAAAGCCAGCCACGCAAGAGGGAAAGUGAGCCAGAGAGAGAUGUAGACAUGCCUCAGAUGGUCGAGAAGACACAUGCACCUCCUGACGAUGUGGUAUCUGCCGCGGCAGAGAAGCUAGCCAAAAAGAUUACCAACACGGUUGCCAAGAUCGACAGGUUAGUGGAGGACAUCACUAUGCACACGUCCUCGGAGGACAGUUUUAGCCUCAGCUCUGAGGACCACCUGGCGGACUGGCCUUAUGGACUGGAUGAACUCAAUGAAGCCCGGGCGAAAUCAUGUUCCCCAUGCCGUCUCUCUGAUACAAGCAGCCUGGCCCACAGAGAACGCCUCAGUAGAGCCCACGCUCUCUUGCGCCUCAAAACUGCCCAUACAAGUGUGUCAACAGACAGCCUGAACAGUGGCAGCACCAGCGAUGGAUACUGCGGUAGUAAAGACCAGAUGAGACCUGCUCCAAAAGCUCUAAUGAUGCAACAACGACCCAACCAGCUUGAUCUCAAGGUGGCUCAUCAGGAUUAUCUUAAUGUAGGACUUGCUGCUCUGAAUGAGACUAACCAGCAAGAUAUUCCGGAGAGAGAUUCUGUGGACAACAAAGACACCAGAGCUCUUGAACUCAGCAGCACAGAUGCAGAAAAGAACCAGGAUCAACCUGUACAAACGCCUGUCAGUGCAUCCACUAAAGUCUCCUCUGAUGUCAGCAUGACUUCAAUUAAACUGUCUCCUUCUUAUCAACAAGUCCCACUCAUUCAGAGUGUGGCCAAAUUUGGUGUCGCAAAAACAGCCAUCAAUGUUCAGGCUGCCCAAGCAAUGCGGAGGCAAGCAUGGGUACCUACUGUGAUGACUGGGGGUAGCAUUACCAAAUUCUCUCCAAUGCCAUCCACUAGAAGCCCAACUAUUGGGCCAAUGGAGACGGUCCAGAAAUACUCAGUGGAGAAUACCCCGAUUUGCUUCUCCCGCUGCAGUUCUCUCUCCUCCCUCUCUUCUGGUGAUGGAGCACUUGAUGGACAAAGUGAGAAUGAGCUGGAGAGUGACUCUUCAUUAGAAAUAAUUGAAGUGGAGGAUGGAGAAGUGGUGAAGAGAGCUGAAGAGGAUGAAACCUUGGAGGACCUGAGUGACAGCCAGCUGCUGAUGACUGACUCAAAAACCUUCCCCAGCAAAGAGACCAAUCCCAUUGAGAUUCCCUGUCCUGCCAAAAGGGAAAAGGUGUUCCUUAGAGGAGCUUCACCUGCCAUACUGGAAGACAGAUCUCCAUCCAGUUCGUCUGAGAACUACAUCCAUGAGACACCUCUGGUCAUGAGUCGCUGUAGCUCAGUCAGUUCAUUAGGCAGCUUUGAGUCUCCCUCUAUUGCCAGCUCAAUCCAAAGUGAUCCAUGCAGUGAGAUGAUUGAUGGAACAAUAAGUCCAAGUGAUCUUCCCGAUAGCCCAGGGCAAACCAUGCCUCCUAGUCGAAGUAAGACUCCAUGUUGCGUUGAGUCAAAUGGACCAGAAACACAAACCACGGGAAUAGCAGGCCAAUGGGAAAGCAGCCUGCGGAAGUUCAUGGAGAUUGCGGACUCGAAAGAGAGGUUUAACCUUCCUCCUGACCUGGACACCAUGAUCUACUUCACUGUGGAAAAGCCCACUGAGAACUUCUCUUGUGCUUCGAGCUUAAGUGCUCUGCCUCUUCAUGAACACUACAUUCAAAAAGACGUGGAAUUGAAAUUGACCCCACUACUUCAGCAAAAUGAUAAAAAUCUUCCUUUCCCUGAUGAGGAUGAGCAAGGAUUAGACCACGGUGAGAGAUACAGUGAAGGUAACUCAGAUGAUGAUAUAGAAAUCUUAAAGGAAUGCAUCAACUCAGCAAUGCCCUCCAAGUUCAGAAAAGUAAGACCAUCCCUGAUGACCACCAUCCCUCCUCACAUUCUCAACUCCCAGAUCCGAAAACAGAUACAUCUUCCAGUGUACAUGAUGCUCCCAAAUGGAAAAACCCAAAUGUGUCCUGGGAGGAGAAUUGUUAUCCCACAAAAGGACUUGAAAUGUGAUGAUUCCUCCUUCACUGAUUCUGCAGAGGGUACACCUGUCAACUUCUCCAGCACAACAUCGCUAAGUGAUGAAACACUUCAGUAUCCAGUGAAGGACAAGGGCGCUAAAGACUGCACAGCUAAAGGCAUGAACAAACAGGAAUUGCUCAACGAUGAGGCGAAGAGGAUCGAAGACUUGAGGAUAUUCUCACAUUUCCACAAACCCAACAGGAUGAACUACCCUCCUGAGAUACAAAUGAACCGAACAACCAAACAUAUCAUUCCCACUCAGAGGGUGCUAAUGCAGAGCAAAGAAGUGGCCGACAGAGUGGCAAACCAAAGAAAUCGCGAUCAGUCUCCUAACCAACAAAAGAAGAAGCAAGGGCAAGGCCCAGUCAGGAAAUUGGAGCUGCCCGUUAUAAAGCAAAACACAGAAAGUAACCUUAAUAUGGGAUCACAAAAAGGAAAAACAAUCUUUCGCCAAAUGACACAUUCUUCAGAGGACAGUAACAGCUUCUAUGAUGGUGAAAAUGAAAAAGACGAAGGAAUGAAAAGAACAAGUAGAAAACAGAUCAGGGAAGCAAGCAGAAAUACUCUCUCCCGAAGCAUGACAAAUAUCGGCAGGAUUGAUAAUUCCCAAACAAAGCCCAGAGGAUUUCACAGGAUUAAACAGAAUCUGAUAAAGGAUGAAUCUCUGGCAUGUUACUCCCUCAGCUCCUCGCUCAGUUCACUGAGUGAUGCCGAGUUUGAGGAUCAGAAAUCAAAAGCCCAGCAGAUAUGGUACAAAAACAGACACAACAAAACACUGAAUAUGAUGAAACAAACAAAGAUUAUGAACAUUCACAGUCAAUACGAAGAGCCAAGCUCACCAAGCUCUGUCAGCAUGGAUUCAGAGGAUGACCUCCUUCAGAAAUGCAUAACAUCUGCCAUGCCCAAGCAGAGAAGGAAGCUUGCUGCCAGGAAGAAGAAAGCAGAAAAUACUCAAAAACAAAAGACCUCUGAUGGGUGGAACAUGGAUGAGGAAAUGGAUAGUGAUGAUACAGCAUGGGACAAAGAUUCAGACCUCAACAGUGUUGAAUGGAGAGCCAUACAAGAAGGUGCUAACUGUGUCGUCACUGGGCUGCAGGCAUCCAAGUCUCAGGAGCCAUCCUCUGAAGAGACUGAAUCAGUCCUGUCAUUCAUGUCAACAUCCAGCUUUACACCCAAAGAAAGGAAAUUUGCUAAAGACAAAAAGGCAAAUAAACCUCUAGACUUCGCACAACGCAAGCCAGUUCCAAACCUACCAGUGGUUUUCAGAGGCAGGACAGUGAUCUAUACACCGAAAAAAGAGACGGCUCCAUCGCAAAGACCUCCUCCCAGAAAAGUACCAACCAAGACAGAUGCUCCAAAGAACCCAAACCUCGCUCAGCACAGAUCAAAGAGCCUUCACCGAUUAGGUCACCCCCAGGACAUUGAACUGUCUUUGCCAAAGAGGAGCUCUACUCCACCUCCAAGGAUACCAAAAAGUUCAUCCUCUGGAUCAUCGCAAAGCUCUACACCAUCCAAACAGUCACAGAAGAAGAUAACAUCCCCAACUCAGACAAAUAAAUCUGUCCAGAAAAAGAAUGCCUCACCAGCUAGUAGCCCUCCAGCUAGUAGCCCCCCUGAAAGAAAGGGACGCUCUCCUGUUGUGAAUCAGAAUGAAAAAUCCCCACCACCCAAAACUCAAAAGUCACCUGUCCGGAUCCCUUUUAUGCAAAAUUCAGUCAGGGCUAGACCUCUGUCACCUCUGGUGACUAACCAAGCAAGCACCAAACAAAUCAAUCAGGUCAAUGGGAAAAAGGUGUCCCCCGCCAAUCGAUUUGAACUUGUCAGGAUGACUUCCGUUCAUUCAAGUGGUGGUGAGUCUGAGCGCAAUGGAUUCUUGAGACAGCUGACUUUCAUUAAGGAAUCACAGACUGCGCUGAGACGUGAUGGUACUGUACGCAACAUGCCUGGAUCUCAGAAUGGAUCCCCCCGCAGAGCAGUUCCUGGAGCUUCAGCUGUCUUCCUUUGCUCAUCACGCUGUCAGGAACUAAAGGCAGCUGUGCAAACCCAGAGAAGGGUGCAAGUAAAAGCUCCAAAACAAGCACAGCAAGUCCAGAGGCCAGAACCUGGCCUUCAGAAGCAGACUACAACCCUCUCUAGAGCGACCUCCAGUGAAAGGGACCUAUCUGCAAGACGCCCAGCCAGGAGAACUAGCUCUGAAAGCCCCUGCAGGGUGGCUCAGCGAAACGUGCCUGGCAAAGUGUCCGGAGCCAGGCAGCACCAAGACAAAGAUACCUUUAAACGUCACGCCUCAUCACCGAGCAUAAACAUACUGAGCCGAGUGACCAGUCGUUCUUCCCUCCGUUCAUCAUCAUCCGAUUCGAGUGGAAGAGCAAAGAGUGAGGAUGAUACAAAGAAGAAAGGGCAGAGAGCUGCAUCCCGGCUAAAUGACAGAGUGACCUGGAGGAGGAUCAGGGACGAAGAUGUACCUCAGAUCUUGAAAAGCACUCUGCCAGCCAAUGCACUACCUCUGGUGCCUUCUCCUGAUGGGGAAAAGCCAAAGUUACCAGCUCUUCCAGGAAAACUGCCAACCAUUCUUCUUGCAUCUCGCAAGACAAGUGAUGCGACAGUCCAGACAGAAGAUUUUUCGAAUAACAAGACCAACUCGAGCACCUCCCCCGCGGUCGAAACUGCUCCGGUGAUCUCAGAGGAAGUGGCACGAUUUGCGCUACUCAGAAAGAUCAGUGCCACCUCUGGGAGUAACCCUCCGGAUGGAGAUUCAGACGCCUCCCUGAGGAGCCACAGCACUAUCUCCACGGGAACGCCAGACAGCCACGUGGGUGGAGUUGUCCACUUCCGCCAAGGAUCCCCCAGCAAGGCCGCCCGAGUCACUCCAUUUAAUUACACCCCCAGCCCCAUUUCCUGCUGCCUGCAAGACACACAGAGCCAAGCAGCCACAAUCAAUGAGAAGCCAGGGGAAAAGACUGAGUCGUAGGACGUUUAGUGGAUUACUGGACGACACUGAUGACUCUACUGUGUUCCUAAAUGAAAUUCAGCACUCAGGUGGAUGGAGUAGGAGUGUGCUGCCCCUUUACCUCGGGUAUUGACCCUUUACUUUCCCCAUUCACUGCAUUCAAGUUUUUCUCUUUAUUUCCUGAACAAUUGAUCACAGCUUCCAUCUCCCAUUCAUACAGGGUUGGAUGUAUGCAUUGAGACAGGUCUGACACGAACAGAUCAUCAAUAACUUUUAGAGAUGCACUUCAGAGAAAAAUCUCACAUGAAACGGAAGUGCAUCUUUUUGUACUUUUUUUGUAUUUGUAGAAUAAUCAUUGCCUGGUAGAAAUGUAGUGAAAACAUAAAGACAAUGAACUUGAUUUCAGCACAUAAAUCACCAUCGGUCUCCUGGACAGAAUCGAUAAAAGAACAAUAUUAUGCAAACUUCUGAAGGAUUACUCAGCUGGACUUUUACCUGAAAAGGUUCAAACUGUGGCGGACUGUUGACAGACUCACACAACAACAUACACUAACAUGUAAAGUAUUUUUUACAUACAGUACAUAAACGCUUUGGGCCUUUGCCUCACCACUCAACUGACUACGAUACACUGUUAGCCUUUUCUGUGACAUACAGAGCCCAGUAGGGCUGGGCCUACAUUUGUGAUGAAAUAAUUUCUUCAAAUUAAUCACCUUUAUUCCAUUUCACAAUAUAAUCCCAGGCGUCUGAGAUUAUUUUGGGAUCUUGGACUGGAAUUAAUAUGUAUUACAGGUUAACAGGAUGGAAUCUUGGUGAAAACUAUUAACAGAUAGAGACAGUUUAAAACACGAUUUAAUCUUUUGAAGGAACAAAAAAUAAAUUUGAGGGAGCUUAUUAACUAUGAACCACUGACUCGAGUGUUCAAUUUGGAUAAAAAUCUAUCACCAUAUAAAUAAUUUAGAUGUUACAAAACUGAUAUAGACUGAUCAGCCAAAACCUUAAAACCAUCAACAGAUAAAUAACAUUGAUUAUCUUGUUACAUUGCAACGUUCUGCUGGGAAGCCUUUGGUCGUGGCAUGCACUACCCACCCAAACACUGCUGGGGACCACGAACCCCCACUGAAUGUGGCAAGAAGCUCAAUACAUUGACCCAAAUUAUUGAUUUGAGGGAAGGAUUUAUCAAAAUGUUCAGCCCGACAUCUACUGGACUCCAGUUCCUUCACUGUUGCAGAACAUAUAGCAAAUUCUGUCAUUUUCAAAUUCUCAGCUGAUUGUGGGUAACUCUCCUGUACUCGUUGUCUUAAUCAGCAUUGUAAAUAACAUGAAAAAUAUACAAAAUCUUCAACGCUUCCUGGUGGGCAAAAGAAUCUGUGUUGCUCCCUGACAGCAUGCUAAUAUAUUCACUGACUGUAUACACACCUGUUAACAUUGUGGACGAUGGAAGACAAUGAUAUUGUUAUUCAGAGGUCACACACUUUCUAAAGCCAGACGAGAGCAUUACUAGCCAUCUGUAUUCAAGUGCCGCAAAGACCUGAAAUGCUAUAAACUGUCAGCACAGAUGAACAAAGCAACUUCAUGCGUCUGUUCAUCGAAUGACGUUAUCUUUGUGUUUGCUUCUAGAUUCAGGCACUGUUUGCUGUUGAGUAUUUCCUGUCAAGAAACAAAAAGAUUUGAUUCAGUGAUGGCUGGGCUUCGAGUCGACAGACUUGUGUCCUUACAGAAGUCUUAAUAACGUGUUAAUAUCUGCUUAACUGUGUUGCUGUAAAAGUAGUGAUAGGUUGAGACAUUGUCGAGUAUUAAGACGAUGAGUAUUCUCUGUAGUUGUACCAUCACUCCUCCAUGUGUGCUCGGGGGUCAAAGACAGCAGAGUGCUGGACGGAACCAACAUGAAGGGGCUGUUUAUUCAUUAAAACAAGGUUUUGUAUUUACCACCCUGCUGUAUUUCCAAAGCAUGUUUUGAGUAUGAAUAAAGCCCAAGUAGCUUCUGAAUGCAAACCUUUCAGGUCCCACUAGCCAUUUUAAGAUAUACAAGUGAUACACCACCGAAAUCUUUUGACGAUCAAACACUCACCUCUUGUAAGUGGUUUCAGGUAACGCUCAUUAAGAUUUUGUGCUUGCAAAAUGAUGUUCAAAAAUAAUUUCAAAGCCUGUGGUUGCAUAUCACCUUUUGUGAACUUUAUGGCUGUACCCAACUCAGAAUUAUAUCAUUUGAAGUACAUUCAGACGUUUAUGAUGAUUCCAGUCCCUGACUUUCAAGGGUCAGUCCUGCUGAAAACUCUGCAUGAAAGGUUCAAGUUUGGAAAAGUGCAGUUCUAAAAAUGUCUACAGAAAAUUGUGCACGAAUUAUAUCAAAAACUCUGAGGAAAAAAUUGAGAGAAAAACUGUGUGACACUGACGUCACACAUCAUGACACACAUUCAGGUUGAAAGUACAAAUUUUAGCCAAAAGAAACCCUGAUUACAUUUCUGCACAUUUUUUUAGACAUUGUAGACUUUUUGGGUGGUUACAAAGUUGGCCAAUAUAUCGGUUCAUUCGAAUUUUUAUGCCGCCACACUGGCGAUAGCCGUGGAAGGACGCAUUAUGCUUUCAGGUUCGUACAUCCAUCCCAUCCUUGUGAACAUAUCUCAAGAACACCUCAAGGGAAUUUCUUCAAAUUUGGCACAAACAUCCACUUGGAUUGAAUAAGAAUUUUUUUGGUUGAAGGUCAAAGGUCAGUGUGACCUCACAAAACAUGCUUUGAGCCAUAACUGAAGAAUUCAUUCACUAAUUCUGACCAAACUUGACACAAAUGUCUAACAGGAUAAAAUAAUGAAGGUCAAAAGGUCAAAGGUCAGCUUGACUGUGACAUCAUCAUGUUGUAACGUCAUAUCUCAGGAACAGAAGGGGAGACAUUUGGUCAGAUACUGAAUUGGUGACUCUAAUCUUGAAACUGUGCUGAUUGUAUAGAUCUUCUGUGUGUGAAGCAUCCAUGUUCUCACUGACAUGGACGGAGACUGUCAGAGACACUGGACUGGUGGGCGGAGUCAUACAACCACAGGGUGGUAAUUCUAUUUUUUUUUUUUUUAAUUGUGUAAAAUAGUCAAAAUUAAGUGCAUGCACACAAAGGUUUCUUUCAGUCAAAAGUCAUGUAGACGACAGUUACUACAUUAACUGUCCUCAGUCACAGCAGACCUGUAAAUCAUGUUGAACACGUCUGUGUAAGGUUGCUGGAAAAUAUCACCAUAAUGUACACUUACUGUUAUCAGUUACAAUGACCUUUAAAGGCCUGAAAACAAAAGGUUUGUGGUUUUUUCGUCCAGCAAAUGAGAUGAGAUGUGCUUGCACAAGUCAGAUGAUUAUAUACAUUAUUUCAGUACUGUAAAGAAGCUUGGUGUGAUAACUGUCAGUUUUUAUACCAUGGCACACCUUGAGACUGAUAUAGCGCUCUAGCCCUGUUUAUGUGAGACGCCAUGGGAGUCAACUGAAACAGUUAAUGGAUUCUACAAUGUUCACAACUAGUUCACGCAUGUUAGUAUACAACCAGAGUUUGAAAUUAUUUCUGAACAUCAUUUCAUAAAGUCUGAAUCUUUAUUUGAUGAUCUGAAGCCAGAACUGAAGGCUUGGGAUGUGGGUUUAUAAACUCUUUGUGUUUGAUAGUUAAACAAACUUGGGGAGGAGAAUCACUUCAACAGCCCCUAAAAGUCAAAUCAGGAUGAAAGGAUGAAAAUUGUGAAAGUGAAGGAGACGGACAGGGAGUUCGUCCCCAUGUUUAAAAGUCAAUAGAUGGUCCUGGAAGUUAGUCCGCCAUCACUGUCGGCGACCUUGUUCAAGCCUGGCUGGAGACGAGACUUUAGACGAGUUCGUGUCCAAACUGAUUCAGACUUUUGAGUUUUACAUCACUUCCUUUAUGCUCUACAGUUAGCAUUUUCCAAUUCACAAACUAAAGGGCCCCGUCGACACGUAUACAUGUCAUUUUGAAAACAUAUUUUCCUUAAUGUUUCGGCCUCUUAUCCACAUGCAUUUUUGAAAAUGUCCAGUAACUUUGUAUUCAUGUGGAUGUAAAAUGGAGCGUUUGGGAAACAGUGGCGUCAUCUCCUCAAUUUGUUUCUCCCGUUUUGUUACCAGUGAUUGAUCCAAAGACAACUCUACAUUAAACUCAGUAUUGCUGCACCACUUCACAGGCAAACAGAGGCGUCUGCUGUGAACGGUGAUGAGAUCUCCAGUAGGUGUUUUGCAAAACAUAAUGUCAGCCUGUACGCUUCGAUAACUUUAUGACAAGAGGAGACUGUUGAUGAUGGCUAACACCGGCGAGCAUUUGGAGUCAGUUUUGAGUUUUAAUGCAGACAGAUGUUUUGUAAAACGAAGGUCAUGUGGACAGAAUUUUUGGGGGGAAAAUAUCAGUUUUUAAAAAUAUAUACACAAACGUGUAGACGGGGCCUUAAUAUCUGAAAAUUCUGGAUAGUUCAAAGUAAUCUGGAAAUAAAUGUGACUGAAUCUGUUACCACAACUGAAAAUUAGCUAUAUUAUGAGAGGACUCUGGAGCCUUUAGUUUGAUGGACAUGAGCUAUAAGUUGAUGUCUUGUUUGAGCCAAUCACAGUGGCGGGGAGGUCGCAGCCAGUCAUGCGUGAACAAGGCCACAGAGGAGUUAUGGUGCCAUGUGAAAUAGGCGAAGCAACAGAGGUGUGUCAUAAUAAAUGUUUUCAUCCAAUAAAAAAGUGACGUGUUUCAUUAAA
Messenger RNA from Epinephelus fuscoguttatus (brown-marbled grouper), 12370 nucleotides. RefSeq names its product APC regulator of WNT signaling pathway 2 (gene apc2). Bases 77 to 7681 code for a protein of 2534 amino acids. Gene Ontology annotation, cellular component: beta-catenin destruction complex; catenin complex; cytoplasmic microtubule. Gene Ontology annotation, biological process: Wnt signaling pathway; cell fate specification; negative regulation of microtubule depolymerization. NCBI's taxonomy places the organism in Eukaryota, Metazoa, Chordata, Actinopteri, Perciformes, Serranidae. Gene Ontology annotation, molecular function: microtubule binding; gamma-catenin binding; beta-catenin binding. The transcript is spliced from 14 exons. The record is from RefSeq and is a predicted model, not a curated record.